Messenger RNA from Vidua macroura (Pin-tailed whydah), 1248 nucleotides. RefSeq names its product olfactory receptor 14A16-like. Gene Ontology annotation, cellular component: membrane. Gene Ontology annotation, molecular function: olfactory receptor activity; G protein-coupled receptor activity. Lineage: Eukaryota; Metazoa; Chordata; Aves; Passeriformes; Viduidae. Gene Ontology annotation, biological process: G protein-coupled receptor signaling pathway. The coding region runs from base 273 to 1247 and encodes 324 amino acids. The record is from RefSeq and is a predicted model, not a curated record. The transcript has a single exon.
CUCCUCAGGGUUGCUCUGACGUUACCAUCAAAGCCUGCGGAGCCAGAGCUGCCCCUGGGCUGUGCCUGAGCUGGGAGGGGUCUGCAGGGCAGAGCUGAGCCCCCAGGGCUGGGCUGGGCUCUGGCAGCACUGGCAGGGCCCAGCCCUGGGCACAGGGAAGCAGCUGCUGGCAGGGACAGCUCCAGGCAGCAGAGCCCAGGGCAGGCAGUGGGGGGAAACUGCCCCAAAACUGGGCUGGGAUAUUUAAAUUCCUCUCCAAACCCAACUAUUCCAUGAUUACUUUUUUUACAGAUCCACAUGCCAAGGCACAGCACAUGUCCAACAGCAGCUCCAUCAGCCACUUCCUCCUGCUGGCACUGGCAGAGACGCGGCAGCUGCAGCUCCUGCACUUCUGCCUCUUGCUGGGCAUCUCCCUGGCUGCCCUCCUGGGCAACGGCCUCAUCAUCAGCGCCGUAGCCUGCGGCCACCACCUGCACACGCCCAUGUUCUUCUUCCUGCUCAACCUGGCCCUCAGCGACCUGGGCUCCAUCUGCACCACUGUCCCCAAAGCCAUGCACAAUUCCCUCUGGGGCACCAGCACCAUCUCCUACACUGGAUGUGCUGCACAGCUCUUUUUCUUUCUGUUCUUCAUCUCAGCAGAGUUUUAUCUCCUGACCAUCAUGUGCUACGACCGCUACGUGUCCAUCUGCAAACCCCUGCACUAUGGGACCCUCCUGGGCAGCAGAGCUUGUGCCCACAUGGCAGCAGCUGCCUGGGCCAGUGCCUUUCUCAAUGCUCUGCUGCACACGGCCAAUACAUUUUCCCUGCCCCUGUGCCAUGGCAAUGCCCUGGGCCAGUUCUUCUGUGAAAUCCCACAGAUCCUCAAGCCCUCCUGCUCCAAAUCCUACCUGAGGGAACUUGGGCUUCUUGCUGUUAGUGCCUGUUUGGCAUUUGGCUGUUUUGUGUUCAUUGUUUUCUCCUAUGUGCAGAUCUUCAGGGCUGUGCUGAGGAUCCCCUCUGAGCAGGGACAGCACAAAGCCUUUUCCACCUGCCUCCCUCACCUGGCUGUGGUCUCCCUGUUUCUCAGCACUGCACUGUUCGCUCACCUGAAACCCCCCUCCAUGUCCUCCCCAUCCCUGGAUCUGUCAGUGUCAGUUCUGUACUCGGUGGUGCCUCCAGCCCUGAACCCCCUCAUCUACAGCCUGAGGAACCAGGAGCUCAAGGCUGCAGUGUGGAGACUGAUGACUGGAUGCUUUCAGGAACAUUAAA